Plasmodium cynomolgi strain B is the source of this 798-nucleotide messenger RNA. Its product is annotated as transporter. The transcript is spliced from 4 exons. The record is from RefSeq and is a predicted model, not a curated record. Lineage: Eukaryota; Apicomplexa; Aconoidasida; Haemosporida; Plasmodiidae. Bases 1 to 798 code for a protein of 265 amino acids.
AUGGAAAUUCGGCAGAAUAAGAAAAAAAAACACUCAGACGAAAAUUACAGGAAGAAAUUUUUCAAUUACGACAAUGAUGAAUUUUCCGAACUAUCAUAUCAGCAAUUUUUGAAGAGACGAGACUACUUUUACAUCACCAGGCUCACCCUCUACGUGAAGGAAAAAAUGCGUGCACUUACUCACAUGACUCUUUCUUACAAGUUGAAGUGCCUCCUUUCGAUUUGCAUGUUCAGAUUUACGUCAGCUUUUUCCUCCAACCUGAUGAGUAACAUUUUUUUUGUAUUCUACAACGACAACGUUUCGUCCGACAACAAGCAGAUACAAAUCAGCGUCUUUGUCUCCCUGAGCGGAAUUAUCAUGAUCUUCUAUCAGUACUUUUCCUUCUCAUAUAUUUUGAAAACGUUUGGAUACAAUGGCACCGCAAUUAUAGGAUUGCUGAUACAGAGCACAGGAAUCCUGCUGACCUACCACAGCAUAAAAUAUUAUAAUAUCAUUUUUCAAUACAUCAGUAUUUGCUUUAUCCAUUCGUGCUCCUAUGCCUACAUAGAGCCGAUCAUACCAACUAUCAUAUCGUUAUUUUUUGACAAAAAGGAUCAAUUGUUUUCCCAAAGCAUUGUUUCCUUCUUCAGAUAUUUAUCCCUCACCAUUUCGCCGAUCAUUUAUAGCUACUACUACAUCGAAAGUCAGCUCUCCCCUUUUUUCAUUUCUUCCUGCGUUUCCAUCAUAUCCAUUUUUUUUGUGCAUCUCUCCUUUAAGUAUUAUAAGAGGAUGAAUAAUGCUUCCCUUUUGUCUAAUUAG